GAAGAUGAAUCCCUGCAGUCACGAAAACUUUAAAUCGAAAUAAAACUGAAAACUAUUAACAAGGAUUCAUGUCUGCAUUAACCACAAUACUUGUAGUCUAAAUGGAAAACAAAAAACACACUCUGAUAAUAUAUGCAUUGUCCUUAAAACUGAUUGGUCCACACCAAGGGAUGGCUUUCUUUAAUUAAUAAGUUUCAAGAACAAUGCAUAUAUUAUCAUGGUGUGUGUUUUUUGUUUGCAUUUUGACUGCAAGUAUUGUGGUUAAUGCAGACAUUAAUCUUUGUUAAAAGGUUUCAGUUUUGUUGCCAGAAAAAGGGGGAAAACCCCUAUUAUUAUUAUACUGUGGCUGCGAGCCAGACGCCACCUACUCUGGUCGACCUGCGAAACAGAAUGUUCGGUGAGAAUUUAAGCAACGAUCGUCACCAUGAGGGUCCCCCAUUGCUUUUGGGUGCUUUCCAUUCGGAGUUGGCAAGCGAUGCUAGAUUGCCGUGAUAAGUCUCUUCACUUUAUAAGAAGCACACUGAAGGCUGCCAUGGUGGCUGUGGCUGUUGGUGGUGGUGGUGGCGGUAGCGGUGGCGACGGAGCGUCUGUCCCCGGCUCCGAUACGACGCGACCGAUCGCCGCAGCUGCAGCCUCCUUCACGAUGGCCACCUGCAAGGAGGUGAGCUGCGUCAUCCCGCCCGACUUCGGCACGGUGAUGUUCCCCGUCAUCUACUCCAUCGUCUUCAUCGUCGGCAUCAUGGGCAACGUCGUGGCCGCCUUCCUGGUGCGCCUCUACGUCAAGCAGAAGAACGUGCUGGGCGUCUACCUCCUCAACCUGUGCAUCUCCGACGUGCUGUACCUCGCCACGCUGCCCGUGUGGAUCGCGUACACCUCCAACGAGGAGUCGUGGACGUACGGCGAGGGGGCCUGCAAGGCGGUGGGGUUCUUCUUCUACACCAACAACUACAGCACCAUUAUCUUCCUGUCGUGCAUCGCCCUCGACCGAUUCCUCGCCGUCGUCUACCCGCUGCACUCGCUCGGCCUGCGGCGGAUGCGCACCGCGUGGGGCGUCUGCGCCGUCGUCUGGAUCCUCAUGCUCGUCACCAACUUGCCGCUGCUGUUGCACCCGCAGCUCUUCAAGGACAGCCACAGCCGCUCGCUCUGCUACGAGCGUUACCCGAUGGAGCGCUGGGUAGCGCAGCUCUCCUACUUCCGUGUGUUCGUCGCCUUCCUGCUGCCCUUCGUCAUCACCGUCGGCUGCUACGGCUACAUCAUCCGCACGGUGCACCGCUGCGCCUCCGUCGAGCGCCGGCGCAAGCGCAAGAUCAUCUGCCUCGUGGUCGUCAUCAUCACCAUCUUCGUCGUCUCCUUCCUUCCGUACCACGUGCUGCUGCUGGUGCGGGCCAUCGCCAGCGACGUGACGGAGGGCUGCAGCUGCGACUUCGAGAUCAAGGUGCGCAAGGCGUACCGCGUCGCCUUCGCGCUCACCUGCCUCAACAGCGCGCUCGACCCCAUCCUCAACAUCUUCGUGUCGGAGAACUUCCGCGAGGACCUGCGCAAGGCCGUGGCGCCGCUGCGGGCCUGCCUGCGCGCCGCCUCCUGCGGCAGGUGGCCGCAGGAGCCCCUGCGGCGACAGUCGGCCACCACGGGUACCGGCACCGUGCGCAACUCGAGGGUUCCGCUGUUCAAGACGUCCCUGAACCAGGGCUCCGCCACCACGACGGUGCUGUAGCCUCGGCGCCGUAGCGGUGGUGUCGUGGCAGCAGCCGGGCGGGUUGCGCGAACGUCGACGGGUAACGUCACGGUCGUUACCGCUUCCAAGCGCACACGGCGGCUCGGUGCGGGAUGCCAUCGGCAGGCUGCCGAUCGCAAACAGUACGGCACGCAACGUCGACGAGUUAAUCGGUGCCAACACGGAAUAUAAAACUAGGUUUUUUUUACAAAGCAGGAGAGAACACCACGUGACCACAUGACCCCCCCCUCCACAAAUUGUUUUGUGCAGUGGUGAGUGGGGGGAGGAGGAGGCCGGGAGUGACAAGCCAUGUGCUCGUGUCCUCCUUCUCACCCCCUUCGAUAUUUUUCCUUCACACGUGCCCACCCCCCCGCCCUCCACACACCACGAUAAAUUUGAAUUCAUCCUCGCGCACCGCUCUCUCGCGCGAGGCGGUUGCCCCGCUGCUCCUCUGCGAGCGUUCCGAAUCGUCGGAUCUCGUGCCGCGUGACGCCGAUAACACUGGUCAACACACUUUUUCUGGCAUAAGGUAUUCCGACGGUUAUAAGGUAAUUUAGGGGUGCUGAUUCCAAAUCUGGUAUCAGUUUUUGUCUAUCACAUCAGUUUUUUUAGAUAUCAAAUAUUUCAUUUUCAAUAAAAACUGCAAAAGAAAAAUAUUAAAUAAAUGUGGAUAUCUACAUAAAAUGAUUUUAUAAACACACUAUCCUAAAAAUACAUCACCAUAUUUUAACACUAAAGCAGUCACUGACUCGCAACAACUUGCAAUCAUAAGUGACGGAGUUAAUUUCGGGUAAAAUCAAUGAAAAUGGGGUAUGCCGAUAGCAUAAAAAUGAGAUGUCAUAGAGCAAAUCUGAGAUCAGAUUUGGAAUCAGCACCCUGAAAUUAGUCUAAAACAGCUGCAAAAGUCCAGGCCAAAUUUUUUUUUGUUAACCAGUAUUAUCGCGUUCCGGAUGAACUUGUGGAUAGAUGAAUCUUUUUAAAUGAUGUUAUCUCCAUGCACCGCUUACGAAGAGGUGUCACCAUCUUACAACGUUUGCGAGAAAGGUUUCUCAUCAUCUUGGGCCGAUGUGAACCGCUUUGCUCGCGUUCUUACUGUGUUCAGUAUUUUGUACAUAUUUUUUUUUAUUCUUUAAUUUGUCGAUUGAGCUAAUAAUUUUACUACGUUCUUGACCAAAACUGAGAGUUAGCCUAUCAAGGGCCGGAGCAAGCAUCGGCACCAUCGAAAGUAGCUCAUCCACCGUUCGUAGGCACCCGUUUAUAUGUUUUUGUAAUUGAAAGAGCGCAUUCACUUGAUAGCCACGCCCUUUACAAGUGGUUGCCACGGACUUCACUGCGUGUUGGUCCCCACGUGAAAGGAAAUUGGAAGGAGCGAUGGCAUUGUGAUAUAUGAUGAUGGGUUUUCCCCUUUUUUGGCAACAAAACAGCUGUGUUAAGAUGUUAAAACACCAAACUGAAACCUUUUUCGAGGAAUCAUGUCUGCAUUAACCACAAUGCUUGUGGCCAGAAUGCAAACAAAAAAAAACAAAAAAUACUCUGAUAAUAUAUGCAUUGUCCUUGCAUAUGUUAUCAGAGUAUUUUUUUGGGUUUGCAUUCUGACCACAAGCAUUGUGGUCCCUUGUAAAAGGUUUCAGUUUGGUGUUUUAACAUCUCAACACCUGUUUUGUUGCCAAAAAAAAUGGGACAAACCUAUUAUCAUAUGUUGGUACUGGCAAAGUAGAUGCCAUGAUUGUGAUAUAUGUCAGCUGCUUCGCCUGCCGAGUGAAAAAUCAGCUCCGGGUCUCGUGGAGCGAGUUCGAUUCCAGCUCACGGCCCACACCGCUGGCGAUUCAUCUGAACCGGCGCUGCGCCUCUCCCGCCUAGGUCGACUCAGCCUCGAGUGAGCGCCAUGGUGCGGGUGCGUCAUUGUCACCCGCUUGGGAAGACGAAGGCUGUCCCUGGUCCGUCGGCACGUGACUUGUGUACGAAUCCCUCUGUUCGCGCCACCGUCGGCAGGAGGACCCCCCCCCCCCUCCCUCUCUCCCUCUCUCGAGUGAGGGCCUCUUCUGCCGACAGUGCCGCGAGAAAGGCGAUUGCAGGGCUGCUGUGCACCCUUACCAAGAGAGAUUCUCCCAAGAGGGUGUUUUUGGACUACUCUUCUUCCACGCUGGUCAGACAACCUCGGAAGCUUUAGGUUUGUAUGAUGUUUAAGUUAUACUCUUUGGUUCUUUCGGUAAAGUCACGUUGGUGACUUUACCGAAAGCAGACCGUGCUUUCCCACCUGAUUACGGACGCUUGUGUUGCGGCCAACGUCGUGAUUUAUUUUAUUUUCUACCUUCGUGACUUUACCGAAAGAACCAAAGAGUACGGGAUUCCUGCAGUCACGAAAGCUUCAAAUCGAUGUUUAAGUUAGUUACGUGAAUUGAGCUGCAAACAUUGCAAUUUUAUCUCCGGCGUGUUCAACGUUUAUACAUCUUGUUCAUAAAAUAAAUUGUAAGAUUGCAACAAAAACCAAAGACAAUUGUAGAAAUGAAUGUUGACUUGACCUACGGAAGUCGUGUGCGUACAACUGUGGCGACGACUGUUGGCGGUUCUCAGGACAACACACCCAACGAAGAUCGAUCAGCAACACGCUCCCCUGUGAAACUCUCAUCCCAGAUUGGCAAGGGCUUGGGCAGGCCUUCAGUGGAUCAAUCAGAGCUGCUGCUGAUGAUGAUGAUGACAACGACUAUGAUUGAUUAUUGAGUGGCUUCGUGAACAAUAUGACACCAUCCACGCGGGUUACCUCGCCUGGUAUGCAGGCGAUAGUGGGUUCGAUUCCGAGCAUGACGCCUGCUGCUGCCUAUUUGGAGUUUGCGUUCUCUCUCUCUCUCCCCGUGGUCGCGUGGAUAUUUUUCCGGGCCCUCCGGUUUUCCCCUCCACAUUUAGAAUCAACAUCGUGCUUUUAAGAGCAUUUGGCUGCUAUGAAUUUCCACACGAUGAUAAGCCACUUACUAAUCAUUUGUGAUAGCGAGGCCACCUCUGAAAAAGAGCUAUAAAGUAGCUCAGUGGACGUUACUGCCUGGUAGAAUAAAAAAAAACCGGUUUAAUAGUCGAUUUAAAGUGAGUCCACCAGUCUGAGUUCCAGGGGCAUCUCUUGGGGAUUUCACAGCCACAGCGUUGGUCUCGCAGCACCGCCACCAACACCGCUAUGAUGCCCGCGGGGGUUUUUUUUGUUCUUUUGUUUUGUGGUCAGGGCCACAGGCCACUUACCGCAUAGCCGGAAACCUCUCGUUCUCACAGCCCCCCCCCCCCCGCGCCUGCCCUGCGCUGGUGGCCAGGUGGUCCGACAACGCGGGAGAGUACCAACACGCCGCUGCAAGGUUACAAGGCGUCGCGCGCUCUUC
Molecule: messenger RNA, 5076 nt
Organism: Lethenteron reissneri (Far Eastern brook lamprey)
Lineage: Eukaryota; Metazoa; Chordata; Hyperoartia; Petromyzontiformes; Petromyzontidae
Product: G-protein coupled receptor 4-like
Biological process (GO): G protein-coupled receptor signaling pathway
Cellular component (GO): membrane
Molecular function (GO): G protein-coupled receptor activity
Source: RefSeq, a predicted model, not a curated record